Mycena indigotica is the source of this 1776-nucleotide messenger RNA. RefSeq names its product Saposin B-type domain-containing protein. The transcript is spliced from 12 exons. Gene Ontology annotation, molecular function: sphingomyelin phosphodiesterase activity. The record is from RefSeq and is a predicted model, not a curated record. Bases 1 to 1776 code for a protein of 591 amino acids. Gene Ontology annotation, biological process: sphingomyelin catabolic process. Lineage: Eukaryota; Fungi; Basidiomycota; Agaricomycetes; Agaricales; Mycenaceae.
AUGCGCCCUUCUAUUCUCCUCGCUGCUGUGGCAGCGGAGUCCAUCCGAGCAAUCCUUCCCCGCGCGACAGUCGACUGCCCUUCCUGCCUUGGCCUCCUUUCCCAGCUGCAGCCGCUGGCAAAGUCCAGCACCGACGCGCUCGUCGUCCAACUGACCGGACUUUGCAUCCAGCUGGGCGCCGCCCCGGCCGAUGUCUGCAGCGGCGUCGUCAAUGGCGCGGGCCCCGUCCUCGCGACAGCCCUCCGACAGAUCAACGUCACCGGCCCGACAGGCGAGCGCCUGUGUGGAGCGCUGAUGAAUGUCUGCACGACCAAAACACCCGUGCCCUUUACCGUUCCGUUCCCCAAGCCGCCACCGGUGCAUCCCAAGGUCUGGAAAUCACGGGGCCGGGUGCCGUUCCGCGUGGCGCAUCUUAGCGACGUCCACAUUGACCGGGGGUAUACCCCGGGCGCCGACGCAAACUGCACCAAACCACUUUGCUGUCGCGUCUUCCCAGACUCGCCGCCCACACCCAGCGCACCGGCGGGCCCGAAUGGCAACGCGCACUGUGAUAGCCCCGUGUCGCUGGCGGAGUCGAUGCUGGCCGCAGUUGAGCACCUCCAGCCGCGCUUCUCAAUCUUCACGGGCGACGUCGCGGAGCGCUUGGUAUGGCUUGUUAACCAAUCCGAUGUCUCGACAGACCUCCAUGACUUCAACGUGGAGAUGGCGCGGACGCUGUCCGCGCCUGUCUUCCCCUCCGUUGGCAACCACGACACAUCUCCGGUCAAUCUUUUUGCAAGGAGCACGUCCAACACCGUCAACAAUUCGCAGUGGGUCUUCGACAUCGAUGGCCGCGACUGGGCACGUUGGAUCCGGCCUGCUGCUGCCUCUCAAGUCACGCAUCAUUCAGGGAGCUACUCGGCCCUCGUGCCGGGUACGCAACUGCGUAUUCUUGCGCUCAAUACACAAUAUUGGUACAUUCAGAACUUUUGGCUAUACGACAGCGACACAUUUCAACCGGACCCAAAUGGCCUGUUCUCGUUUAUGGUCUCCCAGCUCCAACAAGCGGAGGAUGCGGGCGAGCGUGUUUGGAUUGUGCAGCACAUCCCGAGUGGGGGGAGUGAUUUCUCCGUCGACUCGUCGAAUCAUUACGAUCAGGUGCUGCAGCGCUACAAGCACACCAUCGCGGGGCUGUUCUUCGGGCACACCCACGGCGACCAGUUCCAAAUCGCCUACUCAAAUUAUAGCGCGCGGACGGCGGAGAAUGCAGUUUCUGUGGCGAUGAUUGGCCCAUCUUUGACGCCAAACAGCGGGAAUCCUGCGUUCAAGCUGUACGAAGUGGACCCUGACACGUACGAGUUGCUGGAUUCUACGGUGUACUUCACCAACACCUCGGACGGCGCCUUUCAAAGCUCCCCGACAUGGGCUCCGCUGUACUCCGCGCGCGCAGCCUACGGUCCCCUCGUGGACCCGCCGCUCCCGAAAAACGCGCCGCUCGGCCCGGUGUUCUGGCACAACCUCACCGUCGCGUUCCUCGCCAAUCAGCCGCUGUUUGAUGCGUACAUUGCACGGAUCAGCCGCGGCGCGUCAGCGUCGGUGUGCAGCGACGCUGACGGGUGCAGGAACAGGACGGUGUGUGACUUGCGUGCGAUGCGCAGCCAGGAUAAUUGUGAUGUCCCCACGCCGGGGUUUUCGUUGCGAAGGCGGAUGGAGGGCGAAGACAGCGGGCUGGUGGAGACGAAGUGUGAGGGGGUUGGGUUGGCGGACGUCUUUCGGGCGAUGGCGGGAUGGGCUUAG